GCUAGGCAGGAAGCAGGAAGAAGUCAAAGCAAUAGAGGAAACUAUUACAAGUGAAUGGAGGGAAAGAGAAAAUAAGAUGAUCCUACUGCUGCGGAUAUUCCUCGGACUAAAGAAGUGGUAGGUUGUGACCCUUCGAUUACAAAUCUAAAAAAUGGAUCAGCAAGAUGAGAAAGAGACUGCUCCUAGCAAUGACGCUUUCCAAUACAGAAUGGGUCUCAAUGACAACAAGGCUGGGAUGGAGGGGCUUGAUAAGGAGAAAAUCAACAAGAUCAUCAUGGACGCUACAAAAGGCUCCAGAUUUUAUGAAAAUGAGCUCAAGAAAGACCAGCAAGUUAACCAGCGCAUUGAGAAAAUACUUCAACAAAAAGCCUUGCUGACCAGUUCACAAAUCAGUAAAGCUCAAAUUCAGGUUGAUCGGAUGGCACUGGAGCUGGAGAGAAGGCGUGAUUUGAAUCGUGUUAUUGUGCAUGUGGAUAUGGAUGCUUUUUAUGCAGCUGUAGAAAUGAGAGGCAAUCCUGAGCUGAAGGAGAAGCCUAUGGCUGUGGGUUCAAUGAGUAUGCUGUCCACUUCAAACUACUUGGCGAGAAGGUUUGGUGUACGUGCGGCUAUGCCUGGAUUCAUCGCAAAGAAAUUGUGCCCCAAUCUGAUAAUUGUUCCACUUAAUUUUGACAAAUAUCGAGAAGUAAGCAAAGAGGUUCGAGAAAUUUUUGCAGAGUAUGAUCCCAACUUUUUGCCUCUCAGUCUUGAUGAAGCCUAUUUGGAUAUUACUGAUCAUUUGGAGGAAAGGUUGACAUGGCCAGAAGAGCGGAGAAGAUAUGUUAAAGCUAGCAUAGUACAGAAAGAUGACUCUCCAGCAGGUGUGGCGACCUCUACUGGAAUGUGUGAAUCAGAACAGACACAAUGUACAUCACCAGUGCUAUUUGAAGACAGUCCUUCCUUCCUAAAUGAACAAACCCCACCUCAGUCUUUGCCAGAUCCAGCAGAGAUAGCAGAUCCUACGGAAAAUGCAGUUGUCUUUGGGACAUCAGCAGAAGAAGCUGUGAAAGAAAUGAGAUUUCGAAUUGAACAAAAAACCUCUUUGACUGCCAGUGCAGGCAUUGCUCCAAAUAUGAUGCUGGCAAAAGUUUGCAGUGACAAAAAUAAACCAAACGGUCAGUAUGUGAUUCCUCAUGACCGACAGGCAGUAAUGGACUUCAUCAAAGAUUUACCAAUCAGGAAGGUUCCAGGCAUUGGGAAAGUAACUGAGAAAAUGUUACAGGCUCUGGGUGUAACAACAUGUACUGACCUCUACCAGCAGAGGGCGCUGCUAUCACUGCUUUUCUCUGAGCUAUCUUGGCAUAACUUCCUACAUAUUUCUCUGGGCCUCGGCUCAACACACAUAGAGAAAGACGGAGAAAGGAAAAGCAUGAGCACAGAACGGACUUUCAGUGAGAUCAGCUCAGUGGAAGAACAGUAUGAAUUGUGUCGGGAACUCUGCAAGGACCUAGCAGAAGAUCUACAUAAAGAAGGACUAAAGGGCAGAACUGUUACCCUAAAACUGAAAAAUGUCAAAUUUGAGGUAAAGACAAGAGCUUCCACUGUAUCCCACACAGUCUGUACAGAAGGAGAAAUUUUCUGCGUUGCCAAGGACAUUCUUAAAGCUGAGAUUGAGGCAGUUUCACCGGAACCUCUGCGUCUUAGACUGAUGGGUGUAAGAGUUUCGGGAUUCACAUCAGAAGAAGACAAAAAGCACCAGAAGAGCAUUACCAGUUUUUUGUGCACUAAUAGACCAGCAAACAAAGUUUGUUCAGAUGCCACAGAAAAAGCAGUCCAAGAAAGGCAAGCCCCUUGUCCUCAGAAGGAGAGUUUCUUCAAUCAGAAGCGAGCAGCCAGACAGCAGGAAUUGCUAGAAAGUUCUAUUGGAACAGCUGGUACAGCUUGCACUAGCAAAGACCAAAAUGUGACAUUUCCUGUAUUCGAAGAACCCAAGGCUGGUGCAGAUGAUGCCAAAGAACAGCCGGAUUUCACAUGUCCGAUCUGUCUCAUGAAGCAAGGAGAUUGGGACCUAGAGGCAUUUAAUAAGCAUAUUGACGAAUGUUUAAGCAAAUCACCUUCCUCUGGCUUCUUUGAAAUGCCAAACAAAGAAAAAACAAAUCAAAUAAACUUGACUGCAAAUAAUGGGGGUAAUGAAAGCGAUUUUCAUGCAAACAAUCUUAAAAACAAAAUGGUGGCAAUAACACCAUGCGAUGACUUGUAUGACUUUGUUAUUGAUAAGAAUACAUUAUGUGCAAUACAGGGUGGUCAAACCUUACAGAGAAAUCUUAAAGGGUGCAGCAGUAAAAACAUGCGUCAGGACAUCUCAAAUAUGGUGUUAGGAAAGCAAGCAGUUCUUAAAGGCAAUGACAAGCAUAUAAAAUCAACACCACCCGGCACAUCAGCGGGCGAGGGAGAGUCCACACUCAUCUGCCCAGUGUGCAAUACACAACAAGCUACCACAGACCUCGCAGCUUUUAACAGACAUGUGGACAUAUGCCUCAACAAGGGGAUUCUAGAUGAAUUGAAGGAGGAUGAAGCGAACACAGGCAGAAACCUUGCACUUGGCAUUCACAAAGGCAGUACAGGAAAAGGAAGCACCAGCAAUAAAUCAACAUUACGUUCCAAAAGACCAGGCACAACCCAACAGAAUCCUGCUUCCAAGAAGGCCAAGACCAACCGUCCCAGCAAUACCAUUGAAAGAUUUUUAAAAUAAUUUUUAAGGUUACAUGAAUUUAUAUUUUCAAAAUACAGUGACUAUGAAGACCACAGUACUUAGAUGUUAUCAUGUUUAUUUGUGAUAUGCUUUAUGGUAUGCAGUGGUAUUUCAUAUAAAAACCCUGUUUAUCAACAUUUCUGAAAGAAUAUUGGCAUGUGGUGCCCCAUAAGGAUCAGUCAUAUUGUCCAGUUUAAGUUUCCUGUACAGCUUUGAGAUAAAGGUGAUAUUCCAAUUCAUUGGUGUAAGCCACAUAUAUAUUUCUACUGUAAGACACUUUGGUAAAUUCGUCUCGCCUCUUUGUGAUAUUUCUUCUGGUAUGUAAAAUGAGGAAUCUUGACUGGCAUAAAUACCACAACCAUAGCCAGUGCUCUGAUAAUAUUUCAUGUCUAUGCCUUCCUCAGACUCCUCAAAGCUUAGGAAAAAAAACUUUGGCUGGUGCCAAAGCUUUAGGACUAAAAAUCUAAUGAGGCUCAGAAAGCUAUUAAGGCUAUGCUUCAUUAUUUAUGUGUAGAAGAAUAGUUAACAUCUUAAAGUGACCCCAGUCACUACAGGUCACCUGUAAAAUGAGUGUUUUCAAAUUGACCUAUCUGGCAGCUCUUCUAUUAAAUAAAAAAAAGCCAUCGCCGUGGCAAGUAUUUAACCAUCAGAUGAGUCUUGCUUCCCGAGACAGUCUAUAUGGUCCCUCUCAGCAGCUUGUACGUCCUGUAAUGACAUACAAGCUGGCAGGGGGAACCUCAAUGGCCAGAGAGGGAGCAAGUAUUCUGCACAGCUGGAUGUAGAAAACAGGCAGUGGCUCUUCAAUACAUAGGCCACUAUAAAGGUAAGUAAAUUCCCUUUCUUUUAUAGGUGACUUCCUGGCUAAAGCUGGCCAUAGAUGCAUAGCUAUGAUGUAAAUAGAGACACCCCCCUGCUGGGACAUCGUAUUCUUGUCAGAAUACACUGAUCAGCGCCAGCAGCUGAUGAUCAAUAAAAGUUCUCCAACCUGUCCUUUCGGCAUAAGUUGAUCUAAAGAUCGACUUCUGUUAAACAGGAACUGGCACACACUGGUCUAAAUUUGACUUGUCCCUGCUGAACUGGCCACAUUUUGACCUGUCUAUGGUCAGCUUUAAAGUGAUGAUAGGGUUAUGUUAAAUAGUACUUAUUCCCUCAUUUUGUACAGGUUUCUGAAACAUUUGUUGUACUCGGUAGGAAAUUUUUGUUACUCUGGGGUAACUUUAGGCAUAUGCGAUACUGCAACUACAUGAACAUUCAGUUGUCAGCUGUAGGAGGAACCAAACCACUGUGGCAACGAGGAUUUUUUCUAGAGCCACAGUGGAUAAUUCAAUAGUUCCUACAGCCACAAUUUGUAAGGAGUAAUAUUUUAAAAUUGCUUUUUUUCAUAUCCUUUUUUUAGCAUCUGCUUUGUCAGACAAAAAAUGUUAUGCUUUCAAAUCCCCAACUUAAGGAGAGACAAAUAUAUGAGUUAUGUGGUACAGGAUAGAUAUUCUUUGGAUGACGAUGCAAUAAAAUGUCUUUGCAAAUGCAUUUAUGGUACGAUUUCCAAACUGUUUCUGCCAGAUCAUUGCACAGGUAGGAUUCUAGACUUAUUUAUUUACAUGUUCCUUGUUAUCUAUUCUAAUGUAAACAUGGUUCCAUGAAUCUAGUGAUGUUAAUUUAACAAUUAUGCCGUGGAUAUUUAUAUGAAAAGCCUAUUUUACCUGAAAUAUUUAUUUAACUGAAUUUAUCAAUCCAAUUGCGUAGUUGACAUGUGUUUUUAACGAUUCAUGGUGAAAUGAUUGUGGAUCGAUUUAGAGAAGUCAUGUCAUCAUAAUGAGGUCCAAAAAUGUAUGGAUUUAAAUGUUUAUUUAAUGUUUCCUAAUUUUGUGUAUAUUAGUAAUGACCAUCAAGCCAGUACAUUAUAAAAAAAAAUGGAGCAGAUUUUCGAAACUCUGUAAAAAUAUAUUAUAUACCUCAAAGGUUUACUAUGCAACAGCAUGGAACAAAGCGUGUAUGUUAUGAAAAUAUUGCAUUUUAAAGCAGAUCUCUAUAGGGGGUGCUCAGAUUUAGAGCCCUCUGCAUUUUAACGCUGGAGGGCAUAGAGCUGUGUAAAGGUCCCAGGCCAACCCUGAAAUCAGCUAUGCUGAUAUGGGCGGCGGAUUGUUUGGGGGGCAGUGGAACAACAGCAAAACUGGUUGAGAAAUUGUGUCUGUGGAAUCUGUUUACACACUCUUUUUUUAUUAUUUACUAUUUAUUUGUCAAAAUAAUGAGCCAAUUGUUACUUUUAAUAGUUUUAUUUGUUAAAUAUAUAUAAGUUUGUAUUAAAACCAUGUGUACAAAACAUGUUUUAAUUUGUA
Messenger RNA from Rana temporaria (common frog), 5064 nucleotides. It is a transcript of the gene POLK, whose product is annotated as DNA polymerase kappa. Gene Ontology annotation, cellular component: nucleus. The record is from RefSeq and is a predicted model, not a curated record. Gene Ontology annotation, molecular function: DNA-directed DNA polymerase activity; damaged DNA binding. The coding region runs from base 152 to 2728 and encodes 858 amino acids. Lineage: Eukaryota; Metazoa; Chordata; Amphibia; Anura; Ranidae. Gene Ontology annotation, biological process: error-prone translesion synthesis. The transcript is spliced from 15 exons.